Drosophila eugracilis is the source of this 1818-nucleotide messenger RNA. RefSeq names its product glutamine synthetase 2 cytoplasmic (gene Gs2). The record is from RefSeq and is a predicted model, not a curated record. Lineage: Eukaryota; Metazoa; Arthropoda; Insecta; Diptera; Drosophilidae. Gene Ontology annotation, molecular function: glutamine synthetase activity. Bases 121 to 1230 code for a protein of 369 amino acids. The transcript is spliced from 5 exons. Gene Ontology annotation, cellular component: cytoplasm.
CCGCGCACAUCCACUAAACCAGAAUAUCCCCACCAAAUCACAACCAAAGGACGCAGCCAGUCGUCCAGCCAACAAUCACAAAUUCAGCAAACCCAAUCAGAGUGCAAAUAAUUCAGCAGUAUGUCCGCUAGGAUCCUCGAGGACUCGCCCAACGCGCGCAUCAACAAGACGAUCCUCGAUCGUUAUCUCUCCCUGCCCCUCCAGGAGAACAUCGUCCAGGCCACCUACGUCUGGAUCGACGGCACUGGCGAGGAUCUGCGCUGCAAGGAUCGCACCCUUGACUUUAUUCCCCAGAGCCCCAAGGAGCUGCCCGUUUGGAACUACGAUGGAAGCUCGUGCUACCAGGCCGAGGGUUCGAACUCGGACACUUACCUGUAUCCGGUGGCCAUCUACAAGGAUCCCUUCCGUCGCGGCAACAACAUUCUGGUAAUGUGCGACACCUACAAGUUCGAUGGCACUCCCACAGAGACCAACAAGCGCAAGACCUGCCUGGAGGUGGCCAACAAGUGUGUCGAUGAGGAGCCUUGGUUUGGCAUUGAGCAGGAGUACACGUUCCUUGACUUUGAUGGUCAUCCACUUGGCUGGCCCAAGAACGGUUUCCCCGGACCCCAGGGACCCUACUACUGCGGCGUUGGUGCCAAUAAGGUCUAUGCCCGUGACAUUGUAGAUGCCCAUUACCGCGCUUGCUUGUACGCCGGAAUCAAGGUGUCCGGCACCAAUGCCGAGGUGAUGCCCGCCCAGUGGGAAUUCCAGGUGGGACCCUGCGUGGGAAUCUCCAUUGGUGAUGACCUCUGGAUGGCCCGUUUCCUCUUGCACCGCAUCUCUGAGGAGUUUGGCAUCGUGUCCACUCUGGACCCCAAGCCCAUGCCUGGCGAUUGGAACGGCGCUGGUGCCCAUACCAAUGUAUCGACCAAGGCGAUGCGUGAAGAUGGCGGCAUUCGUGAUAUUGAGAAGGCCGUGGCCAAGUUGUCAAAGUGCCAUGAGAGGCACAUUCGCGCCUAUGACCCCAAACAGGGUCAGGACAAUGCCCGUCGUCUGACCGGAAAGCACGAGACGAGCUCCAUCAACGAUUUCAGUGCCGGUGUGGCCAACCGUGGAUGCAGCAUACGUAUUCCCCGUGGCGUCAACGAUGAUGGCAAGGGCUACUUCGAGGAUCGCCGACCCAGCUCCAACUGUGACCCGUACUCCGUGGUGGAGGCCAUCUUGCGCACCAUCUGCCUGGACGAAUAGAUUUGGAUUUUGGGCUGCACUAGCAUGUCUCCCAUAUCUCCAGCGUUGUUAUCGAUUUAUAUAGAUUGUUGUUAAACCACCUUUGAUCCAUUGAUCUAUUGAUCUACUGAUCCACUGAUCCACUGACCCACGAACAUCCCGAACACCGAACGCGAAGUUAUAUGCAUUACCGUAGGCUUAGUUUUUACCUAACGUAUUUUCCCACAAAGCCCAGAACUAGAAUCCUAAGGCAGCCCUAACUACUGAUAUUUCCCAAGAUUUUUUUCUUUUUUUUUUUAGCUGCUGUUAUUUAGGUUUUAGUAUGUGAGUUUAUUUUUUUUGUGUUGACCAAAAGUAUAGAUAAAAUGGUCAAGAGAGAGAGGAGCAAGAACCCAAAAAAUACAUCCCCACCAUCUUUAAAGAAUAAAACAUAAAGCUCUAGUAUCAAAAACACCCCCUGAGACCUCCCCCAAAGUAGAAAAUCCCCUACCCCCACUACUUGUUAAUGAUAUUAAAUAAUUAACUUUAAUCCUAAACUACAUACAUAUACUCUCUAGUUAAGUAAAUGCACUAAAAAAUAAAAAAAAAUACACAAUAUAAAAAAGGAAA